This is a messenger RNA of Chinchilla lanigera (long-tailed chinchilla), 2264 nucleotides long. RefSeq names its product apolipoprotein L6-like. The coding region runs from base 90 to 1463 and encodes 457 amino acids. Gene Ontology annotation, cellular component: membrane; extracellular region. NCBI's taxonomy places the organism in Eukaryota, Metazoa, Chordata, Mammalia, Rodentia, Chinchillidae. The transcript is spliced from 6 exons. The record is from RefSeq and is a predicted model, not a curated record. Gene Ontology annotation, biological process: lipid transport; lipoprotein metabolic process. Gene Ontology annotation, molecular function: lipid binding.
UUUCGAAAUCGUGGUCUGUCCCCACCUCCAGAGCCUCUGGCUCUUCCCCAGUCAGUGACCCAGACUGCCUACUGCUCUUGCCUCAGUCCAUGAGCAACUCGGCUGUUCGAAGCUCCCUGCCAGACAACAGGCCUUCAGAGAGGUCUGACAGCCUCUGUGGGCAACCAGCACACAUGGCCAGUCUGAACAUGGAAACCAGCUCCGCCGCUGCCCCCCUGAACACUGCAACAAGAGAGAGAUUUCCUGUCCGCCAAGGUUUUCUUCGUUCCUCGCUCAAAUCACAGCCAGAAAAACACUUGAUUCCUGGGAAUGUGGAUAUGGUGCUCAAGAGACAGCCAGACAACCAACCUGGGGAGAAGGAUGACACAAUUCCUGAGACCGACAUGGGGUUAUAUGAUGGAAAUCUGACCCCUGAAGAAAUAAAAUUUUUGGAAGAGUUCCCCCAGUGGAAAAAGGAGCAAGAACACUAUAUCACAACGCUUCGUGCUUUUGCAGAGGAUGCUGACAAAAUGCACAAAAAAUUCACCAAGUCCAAGGUGGUGUCCAAUUCCGUCACUGUUGCCUCUGAAGUUGCGAGCAUUGUGGGCUUAGCCCUAGUUCCCGUAACAGCAGGAGCGAGCUUGCUUCUCUCAACCGCAAGCAAAGGUGUGUCAGCAGCAGCUGCAGUUACCACUAUGGUGACAGAGUUCAGAGAAAAAUCUCACAAUAAAAAACUCCGUGCUCAGGCCAGUAGCCAAGUGCCCAUGGGUGACCAAGAGCCCACAGACACAGGAGAAAAGCAGUCUCCCAAUCUCACAGCUGCCGGUCAGGCUCUGUAUAGGUGUGGGAGAGCCCUGCAAGUUAUCAAGAAAGGCAUCCGGGCCCUUUGGCCUGUCAAAGCCCAGCCACGCUCGGGCACUUCUGCUAAGCAUCUUCGGACUGCUGAUAAAGUCUCAGCGUCCGCAAGAAUGCAGGUACAGAAGGCCAGGCCAGGUAAAGUGCUGACUGUGGCAAAAAUAGCUCGCAUGAGUGUUAGGGCCUUCGCGUCCAUGUCUCUGAAUGAGGGCGUGUCUGCUCUCUGGAAGAACUGGAAGCAACUGAAAGAUGAAUCGAAGGCUGAGCUCGCGGAGGAACUCAGAGCCCAGGCUCGGGAGCUGGAAGAGGUGCUGGAGCAAUACAGCGAAUGCUACGAUGCACUGCUAAAAAAGAGAGCUGCAGGUAUGGAAGGCUCUCUGGAACCCUCCAACCUGCAGGACGAUGGAGGAUACCACCGCGAGUGCAGCUCCCCCCAGGCUGAGGACACCAGUGUCGUGCCAACCGCGAAGGCCAGCAGAGUACCCAUGGCGGUGCCGUGUGCGCUGCCCCCUCCUCCCAGGCUGCCGGAAUCUUUGAUAAAUGAACUACUGCUUAGGAGGUCAUCUUUGAAAGAAGUCAAGAAGACUCAAACUCAGCCUGGGUUCCCUGCUAAGAGCUUUAUUAUUUAAUCUCUUUUAGGUCUUUGAUUCAAUUUUGAAUUAAUUUUUUUCUGUACUGAGGAUCAAACUCAGGGGUGCUUUGUUACAGACUGGUGACUUAUUUCACCAGCCUUUUCAAUUUAUUUUGAAACAGGCUGACUUCCACCUUGUAAUCUUCCUGCCUCAGCCCGAUGAGUAACUGGGAUUUCAGGUUUUCAAGGCCACUAAGUUAAUUUUUGUAGAUGGUGUUUGAUAAGGGUCUAUCUUCCUUAUUUUACAAGAAGAUAUCUUGUUUCUCCAGCACGAUUGGUUGAAGAAUCCCCUUCCCCAUUGAAUGAUCUUAGUACUCUAGUUGAAGGUCAUUUGACUACAUUGUGAGCGCUUAUUUCUGAGCUCGCCAUUCUAUGACAGGUAAAUCUGUCUUUACGCAUGUACCACUACAGUACCUUAGGUUAGUUAUGAACAGUCAGAGCAGCCUUUCAGUAGGGUCAGAUGAAAGAAAAUACCCAAGCUUAUAGAUAUAAAAUAAAACACAAGAACAAAAGACGAAAGUUUCAGAUGACAAUGGAGAAGUAAGGAUCAUUUCUCCCAGGAAGGAGACUCUUAUCCCUCUAGACCAGACAUAAUUAACAGCUCCUUCUUAUCUCCAGACUAGAAACUUAGACAUGCAGAAUAACCGGUUUCCUGUAAACCAGCUAAACAACUAAUUUCCUUUAAACAUUAAACCCGCACACCUGCCUGUUUAAAAUAAGUCCCACUCAACAGCCUGUUGCUAGUCUCUCGGUCCUUCUUUUCAAUCCUGGCCUUCCCUCCAGCCAUCAUACCUCAGUG